CCCACCUUUCAGUGUCUUGCCAAAACAAGAUAGCCAAUAUCUUUUCCUCUUCAGUGCUACAUCCCCCGGUCUCAUUAUUGUUUCCCUGAAAAAAUGCAGCGAAUCAUCAAACCCAAGGCGGUGUUAUCAAGAAGAAAGCCGAUCAUCUUAUGCCGUCAAUCUCUGUCCACGCUAUCGCAGCAGUCCCAUUCCAGUACGUCCAUCCAAGAAAAUGACGCAUUUGUUUCCCAAAUGCCCCCCUUCGACUACACCCCACCUCCCUAUUCCGGCCCCUCCACCGAAGAAAUCCUCCGGAAACGCCAGCAAUAUCUCAGCCCUGCCAUCUGCCAUUUCUACAAAAAACCUUUGAAUUUGGUAGAUGGGAAAAUGCAAUACUUAUUCGACGAAAAGGGUCGUAGAUAUUUGGAUGCGUUUGGCGGGAUAGCAACUGUGUGUUGUGGGCACUGUCACCCUGAUGUGGUGGAUGCAAUUGUUAAUCAGACUAAGCGAUUGCAGCAUUCCACCGUUUUAUAUCUCAAUCAUGCCAUUGCUGAUUUUGCUGAAGCUCUUGCAUCUAAACUCCCCGGCGAUCUCAAGGUUGUUUUCUUUACAAAUUCUGGGACAGAGGCGAAUGAGUUGGCAAUGCUGUUGGCACGUCUGUACACGGGUUACCACGAUAUCAUUUCUCUGAGGAACUCUUAUCAUGGAAAUGCUGCUGGAACAAUGGGAGCUACUGCUCAGAGCAACUAUAAAUUCAAUGUUAUGCAGACAGGAGUACACCAUGCCCUAAACCCAGACCAGUACAGAGGAAUCUUUGGAUCCGAUGGACCUAAAUAUGCAAAGGAUGUGGAGGAUCUCAUUACCUAUGGGACUUGUGGCUGUGUUGCUGGCUUUAUUGCAGAAGCUAUACAGGGUGUAGGUGGAAUUCUAGAGUUGGCCCCUGGAUAUUUGCCUGCUGUCUAUAGCACCAUUAGAAAGGCUGGUGGCCUCUGUAUAGCCGAUGAGGUUCAGUCAGGUUUUGCUCGCAUUGGAAGCCAUUUCUGGGGUUUUGAGGGCCACGGUGUUGUGCCUGAUAUUGUUACUAUGGCAAAGGGCAUUGGGAAUGGAAUUCCAAUUGGGGCUGUGGUUACAACUCCAGAAAUUGCGAAUGUCUUGACUCGUCGCAAUUACUUUAAUACCUUUGGAGGUAAUCCUAUGUGUACCGCUGGUGGCCUUGCUGUUCUUAGAGUGAUAGAGAAGGAAAAGCUUCAGCAAAAUGCUUUUACUGUGGGUUCAUAUCUGAAGGAGCGUCUUACAUCACUCAAGGGGAAGCAUGAGAUCAUUGGUGAUGUAAGGGGCAGGGGUCUGAUGCUUGGAGUUGAACUUGUACAAGAUCGCGAGUUGAAAACUCCAGCUAAGGUUGAGACUGCUCAUUUAAUGGAUGAGAUGAAAGAGCUGGGAGUUCUUAUUGGGAAAGGUGGUUUUUUUGGAAACGUGUUCAGGAUAACUCCUCCCCUCUGCUUCAAGAAAGAAGAUGCUGAUUAUUUGGUGGACGUGAUGGACUUCGUGAUGUCAAAGAUGUGAAGCUACUGCAACAAUGGAAGAAAACAGAUGUUUAUAAACUGCCAUAAUUAUGUACAAGCGUGCAGCUCUCUCUGGAACUUUGUUCGUAUUUGAAUUGUAUAUUUGCCUUCUGGCAAGGAGAUGGUGAGGCAUCACCUCGUUGUCUCCCUCUCCAUUUUAUUUCAACGUGUGGUAGACUUCUGAGUAAUCUAUUUCUGGAAAAGUUGUAUUGGACUCGAAAGAGUGAAGCAUAAGCAGAAUAUAAUAACACGACAGUCCAAGAACUGGAAUACACUUUGUAUAUCUACUAUCUAAGCAAUGAAAAGUUUUUACAUGUGUGGAGGGGUGCU
Coffea eugenioides is the source of this 1871-nucleotide messenger RNA. Its product is annotated as alanine--glyoxylate aminotransferase 2 homolog 3, mitochondrial-like. The transcript has 9 exons. The coding region runs from base 94 to 1542 and encodes 482 amino acids. Gene Ontology annotation, molecular function: pyridoxal phosphate binding; transaminase activity. Lineage: Eukaryota; Viridiplantae; Streptophyta; Magnoliopsida; Gentianales; Rubiaceae. Gene Ontology annotation, cellular component: mitochondrion. The record is from RefSeq and is a predicted model, not a curated record.